AUGGCAGAUGCACUGCUUGGUCCCGCAGUACAAGUUCUAGUACAGACGGCAAUAAACUUGGCUACAGAACAAAUUGGCCAGUUUGUUGGCUUCAAGAAAGAUUUGGAGAAACUGCAGGAUACGUUGACUGGAAUCCAGGCUGUCCUUCGUGACGCAGAGAAAAAACAUGUGAGUGAAGAGUUCGUGAAGCAUUGGUUGGAGCAGCUUGAACGUGUGGCUUUUGAUGCUGAUAAUUUGCUGGAUGACUUCAACUAUGAAAUGAUUCGACGCAAAGUUGAGAUCCGAAACCAAAUGAAGAGGAAGGUAUGCUUCUUCUUCUCAGUCUCCAAUCCCAUUGCAUUUCGUUGUAGAAUGGCCAAAAAAAUUCAGAAAAUCAAUAUGGAUUUGAUAAGUAUCCAUGAAGAUGCAACGAAACUUGGCCUCCUCCGGUCACAGGAUGAAGCUAGAGAUGCACCUGCUCUUUCUCCUCCUAGCAGAGAGACUGACUCUGUUACUAAUACGAGUUUUGUUGGAAGGGAUGAUAAGGUUUCAGCAAUAGUAACAAAGUUGACUGCCACAAGUAACAAUGAAACAAUCUCCGUUCUUCCUAUAGUGGGGAUGGGCGGGAUCGGAAAGACCGCUGUGGCUCGAGAAGUUUUGAAUGAUCUAAAUAUUGAAAACCAUUUUGACGAGAGAAUGUGGGUAUGCGUAUCAGAUUUUGAAAAACAUUUGGAUGCCAACAGGCUUUUCGGUUUGAUGCUUGAAUCAUUGAAAGUCCCAAUGGCCGAAGUUGGGGAUUCUAGGGAAGCCAAAGUCCAGAAGCUUAAGGAAAUAUUGGAUGGUAAAGAACCGAAUGGUAAAAAGCCGCUUAAGUAUCUAUUGGUCCUCGAUGAUGUAUGGAGUGAGGACCCCGCAUCAUGGGAUGGGUUUCUUGAUUCUUUGCGAGGUAUUAGCUCAGCCAAGGGGAGCUGGAUUGUUGUGACCACCCGUAACGAACAAGUGGCAACCAUCACAGCAAUUUCUUCUCGUCCUUGUUCCUUAGAGGAAUUAUCAGAUUAUGAUUGUUGGCUCAUCCUUGAAAAAAAAGCAUUUGGUUCUAGGGAAGCACCGGAUGAUCUAAAAGAGUUAGGAUUAGAGCUUGCAAAGAAAUGCCAAGGCUUACCAUUAGCUGCAAGUGUUCUUGGCGGUAUGUUGCGGAACAAGGAAAGUGAUGUAUGGCAUUCAAUUUUAGAGACUGGGCUUCAAAAUAUAGGUGGAAACAGAGAUGGUUACAUCUCUAAAAUUUUGAAGUUAAGCUUCGACCAUCUUCCGUAUCCAUCUCUUAAAAAGUGUUUUGCAUAUUGUUCAAUUUUUCCCCAGGAUUUUGAAAUGGAAAGGAAUCAACUAAUCCAACUUUGGGCUGCAGAAGGAUUUCUUCAUUCAAAUCCAAGAAACAAAAUGACUAUGGAGGAAGUUGGUAACUGGUACUUUACCCUUUUGUUGGAUAGUAACUUGUUUCAAGAUGCAGAGAAGGAUGAUUAUGGGAAUGUUUUGUACUGCAAAAUGCAUGAUCUUGUGCAUGAUAUGCUGCAAUCCAUUUCCAAUUCUAAAACUUUAAGGUUGAAAGAGUCAAGUGAAGCUGAUUUUCGUCACAAGACUUUUCGGUAUCUUGCAAUUGAGAGAAGUGAUGGAGAAGAAAUACCACCAUUUCCACUGAAUGGGAGUUUCAAGUACAUAACAACAUUAUUUUUACUGGAGAACAGAUCAAUUGAUGAUGGUUUGAUCAUUUUUUUGGCUUGCUUGCGAGUGCUAAACAUGGCUUCAUCAGAUACCAAGGAGCUUCCUGAAUCAAUUGGCAAGUUGUCUCAUUUAAGGUACCUCGAUUUGUCAAAUACUUCUAUGGAAACUUUGCCGGACUUUCUUUGUAAACUUUACAAUCUGCAGACAUUAAGACUUCGAGAUUGUAAAUCAUUGACAAAGUUUCCAAACAAUUUCAAGAAUUUGGUGAAUCUGAGGCACUUUGCUUUUUUCACAAGGAUAAAUCAAGUGAUCUAA
Coffea eugenioides is the source of this 2013-nucleotide messenger RNA. Its product is annotated as putative disease resistance protein RGA3. Gene Ontology annotation, molecular function: protein binding; ADP binding. The transcript has a single exon. The record is from RefSeq and is a predicted model, not a curated record. The coding region runs from base 1 to 2013 and encodes 670 amino acids. Gene Ontology annotation, biological process: defense response to other organism. Lineage: Eukaryota; Viridiplantae; Streptophyta; Magnoliopsida; Gentianales; Rubiaceae.